Hyla sarda is the source of this 6187-nucleotide messenger RNA. RefSeq lists its product as uncharacterized. NCBI's taxonomy places the organism in Eukaryota, Metazoa, Chordata, Amphibia, Anura, Hylidae. The transcript is spliced from 4 exons. The coding region runs from base 4055 to 5215 and encodes 386 amino acids. The record is from RefSeq and is a predicted model, not a curated record.
AGAACUUUGUUACCAUGUGAUUAGUUCAUGGGGGUACAAAUUUGUGACAGUUGUGCUUUAAAACAAUGAAUGAGGUGUCUGUACCCCUCAAUGAAUCCACUGUGCCCCUAAUGAACUUUGCCACUAUGAUCCGUCCAUGAACUGUGCCACUAUGCCCCCCAUUUACUUUGCCAAUAUCCCCCACAUUAACUGUGCUACUAUCUUUCUACCUAUAUACUUGGGGUACCUACUCACCAACUGGUGAAAUCUACCUACCUAUUGUAGCCACCUACCUGCUUACUGGGGGAACUCCAGAUGUGGACAAUGCUCCCAGAAAUAGCUUGAAACUGUCAAAGUUACUAAUGAAUAUAAAAUUUACUGAAAAUCCGACAUUGCUUUUUGUGGUUCAAAAGAAUAAUUUUCAAAAUAAUGAAACGCCUGGACAAAAAAAGUUGGUACUGUAGCAGGUGCAACCAAACAAAAGAACGCUAUCACACCCCCUCCCGUAGGCUUGCAUUGAGGGGCAGAGCGUGACGUCACACGGGGGCGGAGGUGUGACGUCACACGCCACCGGCCUGGUGGUCAUCCGUAAUCAGACUCGGAGCGAACACGCUCCGGGGACUGAUUACAAACGGGGUGCCGCGUGCAAGAUCCCGGGGGUCCCCAGCGGCGGGACUCCCGCAAUCAGGCAUCUUAUCCCCUCUCCUUUGGAUAGGGGAUAAGAUCUGUAAGCACGGGAGAACCCCUUUAAACUGUGUCUAGGCGUCCGGUGAGUGCAUGCUAUCGUUCUUUUGUUUGGUUGUUACUACUUGCCGCAGCUGUAUUGCGUGCACCCCGCAGGUGUCAUUUGUUCUAUUGGAUCCACACACAGCCCCACAGACUUAUCCUUUUAUUGAAGCUGUGCUUAGAAUAGGAGUGCUCUCCCCUUCAUUUCCUUCUUCAUUUUGGUUUCUGUAACAGGUGUGUUUAUUUCUUGCUCAAGCCCUACCUGUUCAGCUGCGGCAUUGCCCAUUACCGUGAUGAUGCCCAGGCCAAUUAAGACUGUCCAGUUGUGUCAGACCUAGUGCCCACACCCUCCUGAGCUGUCCUAUGUUUACUGCACUCUUGGCUGUGAAAAAAGCAACUUGCCUGUGCACAUGGGGUUCACUUUGGGAACACCUCGAUAUCUACCAUCGCAUGUUCCACACAUCACGUUGAUGGAAGAAACCAUUUGAAAAGACUGCACAAGCAUCAAGACCAAAUGCGUAUUGUUCUCGUUCAUCAUAUACCCUAAACGGUUCUAUGAUCUAGGCAACAAAAUCUGGUGAGCGUGGUUGAUACAGUUAGCGGCGAUUAUCGUCUACUCCCUCUUACUACGCCUUUAUUAGGUAAAGCUCUCUGAUCUGGUUGGUGCCCAUGUUUCAAUACGACAAGCACUUAAUUUCUCAUUCUAUACGUUACAGGCCUAGCAGAUAGGGUCUAACCAGAGUUUACGGUCAGUACUGGAAUAGCUACUGUAGGCACGUACAGGCUUUUCACAUCCUCGCAUGCAUCAGAACUGUUUUAAUAUUUAGGUAAGGUCCCAUGCCAGCUUUUAUAGGUUAUACUAGGACAGUGUUAAUAUUGGUUUCUUGGUAGGUGAUCAUCUUCAAGGUCGGCGCUUAUUUGGAGUUGGGCUAACAGUUACAGCUGGCAGCAGGUUCUCAGCUUCACGUAGAUUACUACAGCCUAGAUAUUCAGGUAAAGGUCCACCAUGAAGCAGUUAUUUGUAUUACCGUAUGCCUUCACUGACGUGUAGUUUCUGUAGGUGACUCUCCGGGAUCAGUGGACAGUAGCAGAUACAUACUUGGAGAUAGGAUUCUGGGUUCUGGGGCUUUCAGGUAAGCCAGGUCCUAGUUUAGGUCAGGUUGGUCUAGGAAGCAGAAAGGGUCAUGAAGUUAUUUAUGUUCUCUCAUUUCAGGUAUUUCUCGCUUCACGACUAAGCGGAUUCGUUUACACAUUCUCAGGCCUCCCGCUUCACGGCUAAGCGGGCUCGUUAAUACACUUCACAUUGCGUUAAGUAAGGUUCGUCCUGUGUGCAGUAGAUUGUCUCGGGUGGCUGGUCGCUUUAUCAUCAAGCAUGGCAUUUAUAGUUUCUUUUUGUUCAGGUUCCAUUGUGAACGAGCAGUCCCCACAUAGGGUAAGCCACGCACUAUUGGGUGCUCUACACACUUCACGUACCCAUCACGUUUCUGGGGGUUGACACGGUGGCAGUUAAUAGGUUAAUCACGCUUGGUCACGUUCUGCUGCACGGUAUUCAGCUGUUGCUGGAUUGGGGUUAUGUUUAUACUUUUGUAGUCACUUCAGAACUUGUCACGACUUCAGGUUCUCUCACUUUUCUCCAGGCUGACACGGCUUCGGUCUUCCGUACGCACCAUCUCGUGUUACGUGGUUAGAUCACUCUAGGAGGCCCUAAUUUCUGGUGGUUAGCCUGCCUUCUGGCUUACGAGUAAUCUCAGUCAGACAACUGAGGUCUGUGUCAUUUCGGAUAUCUUUCAGAAAUGUCUCACAACUCUGAUAUCGAGGACUCAGCCUCAGUCCUGGAAGAAACCACCAGAAUGUCUGAUCACACUAGUAUUUCCUCUUUGAGGAAUUGGUCUAUACCAAAAUUGACUGCGGAGCUAGUCAGGAGAGGAAUCCCUUACCCUGCUACUGCCAGAAAAGCAGAACUAUAUCGUCUACUAUCGUCAGAUACGGCUGGGCCCAGCAAUGAGGAAGUGUCAAACUGUACCUUGCAUACCUCUCUAACCCAAUUACACGCUCUAGUUAACAGUCUCUCCUCGUCCCUCACGGAUAUGCAGUCUAGAGUUGAGGCCAUAGAAAACAGGGACUCGGUACCACCCACGCCACAGGUCCCAAUCCAGACGCCAACUCACGCCGCCCCCACAGGUACCCCUCCAGCUAUUCCUACUAUUUCCCCAGCUCAUUUUAUACCACCCCAUAUAAAGAAAGAUAUCUUAGACGGGAAAGAUAUCAACCUAGCUUCUCUUGUCAUAGCAACACAUGAUCUAAUGGAGAAUAAGACAAUCGCUUGUGGGGAUGUCUCUGUGGUUUUGAAAUCGAAAGAUGUUCGCCUUAGUAGGAAAUUAUCCUUGUCAGAAUUUAUCAUGGCAUUUAGCAUAUACCGUGACAUCAUUUGUACUACAAAACCAGAGAGAAGAGAAGAGCUGGAUCACUAUCUAUACAAGGUGACUGAGUUAUCACACAAAUUCUACGACUACCAUAGGUCUUUUUCGGCCAAAGCGGCAGCUGCAUUAGGUCAAUUUGGAUACACCAUUAAUUGGGCUUCAAUUGACACUGAGAUUUUCUGUACUCAUUUUGCUGGGUUGAAGACGCCGGUUUGUGCUAGAUGUCAAGCUAGUAGUCACACGGCUGAAUGGUGUAGCUCCUCAAGUACAGAGGUCAGUGGCGCUCUGGCGAGGACAUCCUCUUUAGCACAGCCCAGGGUACAGAAAUCCUCAGGGAUAGUAGACAAAUUAGGAAGGCCCAUUAGGUACUUAGGGAAAUCUCAGAUAUGCAAUAAUUUUAAUUACACGGCGUGUAAUUAUAAUCAGUGUAGGCUUCUGCACGUCUGUGCCAUUUGCUUCAGGGCCCAUCCUAAAGUGGCUUGUCCACAGAAGAGCGAGAAAUCCUGACUAACCGUCAUAAAUGUAGAAUCCCUGGAAUCAUUCUUGGCCGAUCACCCUGACCCGGCUUUUGUUAAGUUUCUUCUUUCUGGGUUUAACUUUGGUUUCCACAUAGGCAUCGUAACCUCAUACGAAUGUAAAAAUCUUCAGUCCGCCCAAUCGGAUCCUCAGGCGGUUGAUAUUCUCAUCAAAGCAGAGGUUGACAAGGGUUUUGUCAUUGGCCCUUUCAGGGAGUCACCGUUUGAUAUAUGGAGAGUUAGCCCCAUUGGGUUAGCGAUAGGGAAAUUUAACAAUAAAAAAAAAAAAGGUUGGUGUAUGACCUGUCUGCUCCCCAUUAUUCUUCCGUACCCAGCAUUAAUUCUCUAAUUCCAGCUCAUGAAUUCGGCCUAAAGUAUUCGUCCAUUGAUGAGGCCAUUGCCAAAAUUUUAAGCAUGGGUCGGGGAGCCUGGCUAUCCAAGGCCGAUAUAACAGAUGCGUUUAAAUUACUCCCAAUUAUGCCACAAUUAUGGAAGUGGCACGGCAUCAAUUGGAGGGAUAGCUACUAUUUUGCUACGAAACUUACGUUUGGGGCCAGAAGUAGUCCCUGGUUAUUUAAUGAAUUCGCCUCUGCUCUCCAUUGGUUGCUGGAAAAUAGGUUUUGUUGCUCUCACGUCAUCCAUUAUCUGGAUGACUUCCUGCUGAUCGAACCCCCCUCCUCUAUUCCUAGAGAUCUGCAAGUAUUACUCGCUGUUUUUUCUCAGAUAGCAGUUCCCAUUUCUCCAAGAAAAGUUGAGGGCCCUACUAAACAACUCACAUUCCUAGGUAUUGUCCUGGACACUCAGGAAAAGGAGGCUAGACUUCCUGUUGAAAAACUUCAGAAUAUCAGAGCAGUCAUUCAUAAAUUGGUAAAUGUUCCCCAGAUUACCAAAGUAGAGUUACAGUCAGUACUUGGCAUGCUCAACUUCGCAAUGCGAAUAAUUCCACAGGGUAGGACGUUUAUUUCUCAUCUGUUAGUCCUCCUAUCUGCCGUUCCAACCCAAAAUACUGUCAUACAGCUGGGACAGUCGGCCAUGUCAGACCUGCUAAUGUGGGAUAACUUCCUUAGGUCAUGGAAUGGGAUUUCAUUUUUUAUCCCCAAAGUCAAAAAUCAGUCACCUCGUAUUUUCACGGAUGCCUCCUCCAUAUCUGGGUUUGCAGCCAUUUGGGAAGGUCAUUGGUUGGCAGCUCCAUGGCCCCCUGGGAUUUAUGGCAUAACAGGUUUUUCACAGAAUUCAGCACUUUUUGAACUCUUUCCUAUCGUGGCGGCAGCCCAGGUAUGGGGAGAAGCGUGGCACAGGUCCACUGUGUUAUUUGUAUCUGACAAUGCCGCCACUGUCGAGAUACUGCUGAAAGGUAGAUCUAGCAGUCCACAGAUCAUGUCCCUGGCCAGAAAAUUAGUCUGGUUAUCUCUGCAUCAUGGGUUAAAUUUCACAGCAGCUCAUAUCAGUGGUAUCCAAAAUAUAGCGGCAGAUGCUCUCUCUAGACAGAAAUUCUCUCUUUUCUUCCAGGUCAUGCCGGAAGCAGACGUGACAGGCACUCAGGUUCCACAGUUUCAAUCCCUGAUUCUGGAUUGAGAGAGCAUCUUCAGAUAGCCAAACAGCUAAUAAAUAGGUCUCUGUCUGUCAACACGCAAAGAAUCUAUUCUACUGCCUGGAAUACGUUCCUGAAGUUUCAGUGUAGACACCCGCACAGUGAUCCACACUCAGUAUCUUUCAUUCUCGCAUUUAUUGGGUUUUGCCAUUCCACAUUACACCUGGCACACAAUACGGUAAAAAUAUAUCUGGCAGGUAUUCAAUAUCAUCUAUCACUAGUCAAUCCGGACAAACCUUCUAUCUUUACCUCCCACUUGGUAAAGUCGGCCCUUAAAGGCAUACAAAAGGGAGAACUGACCAAAUCCCUUCGAGGUUGCCCAUCACGGGUGAUAUGUUCAGACGUCUGUCAGAUACCUUAGACAAACAUCCAUUCGGUCAUCUCAACAGUAUCUCCCUGAAAGCUGCUAUUUACUUGGGUUUUUACGGUUUCCUAAGACCAGGAGAAUUCACUUGUAAAUCAGUUAAAGAGAACUAUGUCCGGGUAGGACAACUAAGAAAAAUGCCAGAUCAUUAUGUCUUGUCUCUGUUGUCCACUAAAACGUCCCUGCCAGGUCACGUGACUAAUGUUUGCUAUUAUCCUACCUUGCAUAAGUGGUGGGGUCCAGUUUAUGUCUUCACAGAAUUGUUUGCAUGUUAUCCAAGUUGUUCAGAUACUGAUCCGCUACUCGUCUUCGAUGGCACGCCCUUGACCACUGCAAUUUUCAUCAAAUAUCUUCGUGUUCUGGUCAAGUCUCUAGAGGGCAAUCCAGCGGAACUGACCGGACAUUCAUUCAGAAUGGGUGCAGCUUCCUCAGGUUCCAGACAUGGAGUCCCAGCUCAUAUUAUUAAGUCUAUAGGCCGUUGGAGGUCUACCUGUUAUAUGCGCUACAUUCCAGACCCCAAGAAGGAAGUAGCUGAUGCUUUUAGAUCUCUUGUUAUGUAAAAGUUUUCAUUAAAGCAUAAUGUUUAUUAUCU